Colletotrichum karsti is the source of this 675-nucleotide messenger RNA. Its product is annotated as putative SAM dependent methyltransferase. Gene Ontology annotation, molecular function: methyltransferase activity. The coding region runs from base 1 to 675 and encodes 224 amino acids. The transcript has a single exon. The record is from RefSeq and is a predicted model, not a curated record. Lineage: Eukaryota; Fungi; Ascomycota; Sordariomycetes; Glomerellales; Glomerellaceae.
AUGACCGCCGUUGCAAGUGACGUGGCAGAGGAGCACGAGGAUUUUGAGGUUUUCGGAACUGAUAUAUCGCCGAUCCAACCAGGCUGGGUCCCGCCAAACUGUCAGUUCUUCAUUGAUGAUGCCCAGCUUGACUGGACCUUCAGGCUCGACGAAUUCGACUUCAUUCAUGCCCGUGGCCUCUUUGGCGGUAUCGAUAAUUGGCAGAAGCUUUAUGACCAGGCUUUCAGGCAUUUAAAGCCAGGUGGCUGGUUCGAGAGCGUCGAGGCCGACAGCCAAGUCCGCUCUCAAAACGAAGAGAUUGAAAAGGAUCCCAGCCAUGUCUUCAAACAAUGGGCCCCGCUAUUCUGGAAAGCUGGCGACAUCAUUGGGAAGACUUUUCGUGUUGCCCAAGAUGAUGGCCAGAACCCGAUUGUUAUGGAAACUUGCAUGAGAAGAGCAGGCUUUGUCGACAUUGUGCACAAGAAGUGGAAGGUCCCUGUUGGACCAUGGGCCAAAGAUCCCCACUGGAAGAGGAUUGGAGAAUACGCAGGUCUGUAUGUCGAUCAGGGACUCGAAGGCUGGGCGCUCAGGCCGCUGAGUGAGAUUCUGGGAUGGACUUACGAGGAGCUCCUUGUCUUUAUUGCCGGCAUGCGCAAGGAAUUGCGAAACAAGACCGCAUUGCCAUACUUCAACUAG